Messenger RNA from Trichosurus vulpecula (common brushtail), 1933 nucleotides. It is a transcript of the gene BSPRY, whose product is annotated as B-box and SPRY domain containing. Gene Ontology annotation, molecular function: zinc ion binding; protein binding. The record is from RefSeq and is a predicted model, not a curated record. Lineage: Eukaryota; Metazoa; Chordata; Mammalia; Diprotodontia; Phalangeridae.
AUGCACCCCGGCCUGGAAAGAUACCUGGCCGCCGCCCCUUCCAUCAGCUCUCAGACCGGGAAUCCCCGACUUGGAGUGGUAAAUUGGCUUUCAGGGAUCAGGAAGAUUGUUUAUUGGCAGUCGGUCCGCGGCAGUGGGGGGCCCCCAGGCGUGGGAGGCUUGGGGUCACAGCCAGUGGGAGAAAGGUGCCAGGAGGGGGAAUUUUCCCGAGUGGGCGGCAGGGGCGGGGCGGGCCAGCUCCUAGUGUCACUCGGCUCGGCCCGAAUCCCGAAGCCGGGGAAGAAUGGGGCGGUCCCGAGGCUGGGCCCUAGGACGGGGCGGGCCGUGGGCACUGGGCCCGGGCCCCGCCCCCCUCCACCCUCGCCACCUGAGACAGGUGGAGUCGCCGGAGCGGCUGCAGGAGUCAUGUCCCUGAAGGAGCCGGACCCGGAGCCGGGGCCCCCUGUGGAGUCAGCGCCGAGCUGCCCGGUGCACGCCCAGGAGCUGAAAUGGUUCUGCAGCGCCGAUCGGCGGCUCGUGUGCGCCGGCUGCAAGGGACUGGGGGGCCCGUGCCGCGAGCACCACGUCCGGAGGGCGGAGGAGCGGGCGGAGGAGCUGCGGAACAAGAUAGUGGAUCAGUGUGAGAAGCUGCAGCUACAGAGUGCUGGCAUCACCAAAUACAUGGCUGAAGUUUUGCCUCGGAAAAACCAAAAUGCAGCGACCAUGGCCAGUGGGGCCCGUGAGGUGGUGAUCCAGCGGCUGAGCCUGGUAAGGAAUGUGUGUGAGAGCGAAGAGCAGCGGCUGCUAGAGCAGGUACAUGCAGAGGAGGAGCGAGCCCACCAGAGCAUUCUGACCCAGCGGUCCCAUUGGACAGAGGCCUUACAGAAGCUCGGCACCAUCCGAACCAAGCUAGUGGGCAUGCUCACUGAUCUCGAUGACCACAGCCUUAUUCAAUCAGAGCGGGAGAUUUUUGAGAGGACUGAGGAAGCUGAGGGAAUCUUGGAUCCCCAGGAAUCUGAGAAGUUAAAUUUUAAUCAGAAAUGUGUGCGAAGCCCAUUACUAACCCAGCUCUGGGCAUCAGCUGUUCUCUGCUGCCUCUCAGGUACUGAGGACAUUCGAGUGGAUGAGAGGACCAUCAGUCCCUUUCUCCAGCUGUCAGAGGACAGGAAGACCCUUACCUUCAACCCCAAGAAGUCCAAGGCCUAUGCAGAUGGCCCAGAGCGCUUUGACCAUUGGCCCAAUGCCCUGGCCUCAACCUCCUUCCAGGGUGGGCUUCAUGCCUGGAUGGUGAAUGUAGAGAACAGCUGUGCCUAUAAGGUGGGAGUCUCCUCGAGCCAGCUGCCCCGCAAGGGUUCUGGCAAUGAUACCCGCCUUGGCCACAAUGCAUUCUCCUGGGUGUUCUCCCGGUAUGACCAGGAAUUUCGUUUCCUGCACUGUGGCCAGCACCAGCCUUUGGCACUGUUACGCUGUCCAGACCGUAUUGGGGUGUUAUUGGACUUGGCAGCAGGUGAGCUGUUGUUCUAUGAACCCAGCUCAGGUGCCCUCUUGUGUUCCUACCACAGCCAGUUUGAGGGUCCUAUCUUUCCUGUCUUUGCUGUGGCUGACCAGAACAUCUCCAUUGUUCAGUGAUGGCCUUCUCUCACGAUGCUCAAAGGGUUCCCUCCCCAACUCACCCUCAACAUCAUGAUGCCAGGUUUCCCCGUUGUGCAUGCCCGGUAGCCAUCACCAGAGGCAGAUAGUGGUGGGAAGAUGGAACUGAGGUGGGUUUCACAUCUGGGUCCUACUUUUCAAGUACUUGGGUGUUGGUGAGGUGCCCGCCCUCAUCCCAAUGUGCCACAGGUCUCUUUUCCCUAGCAUCCAUUCUUAAAGUACCUGAUAUGGGAGGACAGGGAAAGGUGAUGAAGGAAUAGUGGAAAGAAAAUUGGGCAGGGAGUCAGAUGCCUAGGUUCUGGUC